Messenger RNA from Arxiozyma heterogenica, 2409 nucleotides. RefSeq names its product mitogen-activated protein kinase kinase kinase SSK1 (gene SSK1). Gene Ontology annotation, biological process: phosphorelay signal transduction system. The transcript has a single exon. The coding region runs from base 1 to 2409 and encodes 802 amino acids. Lineage: Eukaryota; Fungi; Ascomycota; Saccharomycetes; Saccharomycetales; Saccharomycetaceae. The record is from RefSeq and is a predicted model, not a curated record.
AUGAAAAGGCAUUCUUCCCCAUUAAUUAGUACCUCUUCAUCAAAGGGAAUUCCUCUUAAUAUGGGUACACCCAGGAAAAUUUGGUGUCGAAUAGAUUAUUCUUCAGAUAUAAUCAACGAAACUAUUCUAAUUGAAUAUGAUGAAAUGGAUACAAUAGAUGAUUUUAAGACAAAAAUACUUAACAAACUGAAUAAAACCAGAUGGGCAUCUGAAAAUGAUAAUGCUUCAAUUGCCAUUGGACUUUAUCAAAAAAGGAAAUAUACUGCAGAUAACACAGAGGCCUCAAAUUCUAAUUCGAUGAAAAGUGAUAAUGGUCAUAUGAAAACAAAGCAACUCAGAAAUAUGGAAAAAAACAUAUGGAAUAGAGAUGAUUGUCACGGAACAUAUAAUAGAGAAAAAUGCAAUUAUCAGGAAUUGGACUCUCCUGUACCCAUUAAUCCACAAAGAGGGAUUGAUGAUCAAAUCGACAACAAGAUUAAAUAUAAGCGUUUUAACAUGGCACCUUUGUCAGAUCAACUAUCUACUCUGAACAAAAUCGAGUCGUAUUCGAAUGAUAUUACGUUGGCAAAUGGUUCGAAGAUGUGUAAUACUAAGGAUACAACACCACAGAAAGAAUCUACACCAAGUCCCCAAAUAAUCUUACCUAAUCAUAUAAAUAUGCCCCCAAUGUAUGGAUCACCCUUGCUUCCUAGUUCACAUUGUAAUAAAAAAAAUUCAUCAGUAUUUUUACCUCCUUUGACUAUUCCAUAUGAUAAUGCUAAUAUGUUUGAUGGAAUUAGUAGAAAUUAUAUUUCAAACUAUACUCAUAUGAGUGCACCUUCAUCUCCAUUAUACAGAAAUUAUCCAUCACCAAGGAAAAGAUUGAAAUAUAACUUACAAAAUGUAACCGAUGAUCUCAGCAGGAUUAUUUUUGAACCAGAUCAAUUAAUGUCAGAUAUAUAUUCAGAACUGUUUAAAGUUCAUGGUAGACAACAAUCUGUAUCAGAGCCAUUGCUUAUAUUCUCUAAUAAAGAUUUAUCAUUAGGAACAAAACAUCUCUCAAGUAAAAAUUCCAUUAGUGUGCUUACAACUAUUGAUACAGAGGACUUACACAACGAACCUUUCAAGAAUAAUUUACGAAUGGAUGUUCUUGAUCAAUCAAUGCUUGACGAUUCUUCAGAUGAAUUACUAACUAGCGAUCUAUUAAAGUCAAUAGAUACAGGUGAUGUUAACAAAAUAGAAAUUGACACCAUAAGUAAGGAUUAUGAUAAUAGUAGGUCAAUCAAAGAAAACUAUGUUAUUGAAAAUCCUGAGAGUAAUCAAGAAACUAUGUAUUCAAUAAAUUCAGAAGAAUAUUUAAGACAAGGGGUUGUGCUAUUGCCUAAAGAUUAUCAUGAUUCUAAUCAAGCAAAACAACAGAAGAAUUAUCAUGAUGAAAAUCAGUCUAAGGUUGGUAUUAAGAUAGAUAAUGAGGACUUUGUUGAUGAACAUAAUGGCAAUUUAUCAACAACGUAUAAUGAUAGUAGACCAUUGUUUAUGACAGAUGUGAUAGAUCCUUCUUCCAGUAAUGCUAUUGGAACUAACAACAAUAGAAUUGAUUUGAUAAAGUCUGAGGAAAAAGAUCUAAAAGCGAAUAAUUCAAAGAGGAUCUUAAGUGAACAAGAAGUUGGACCAUCACUAAUAGAAGGUGGAGCAGGGAAAUUACAGACAAAAGAAAUAUAUCAACCACAAUAUACGUUAUUAAAUAUAUCUGGCGGUAAUGCUGGUAUUAUUAAUAGUCCUAAUCAUAAUAGCGGAAACAGUUUAGGCAUAUACUAUCCUAUAUCUACUGUCCCUACUCCAUUAUCUACUACAUUUUCUGUGCCACUACAGAUGAUGAAAAAUGAAAAUAUGAAUGGUACUGAUAUUUCAGAGAAGGAGAAUAUCAACACCAGUGCAAAGGUUUUCCCAAAGAUUAAUGUAUUAGUUGUUGAAGAUAAUGUUAUUAACCAAGCCAUUCUGGGAUCAUUCCUAAGAAAACAUAAGAUAUCCUAUAAAAUUGCUAAGAAUGGUAAAGAGGCUGUUGAUAUUUGGAAAGAAGGAGGUUUGCAUUUAAUUUUCAUGGAUUUACAACUACCUGUGUUAUCAGGUAUCGAUGCUGCGAAACAAAUUAGGGAUCUUGAAAAGAAGAAAUCAAGGAAACAUAAUGCACCAGUUAUCAUUGUGGCUUUGACUGCAUCAAAUUCAAUAGAAGAUAAAAGAAAGGCAUUAGUGUCUGGUUGUAAUGACUAUUUGACUAAACCAGUAAAUCUGCAUUGGUUAAGUAAGAAGAUUACUGAAUGGGGGUGCAUGCAAGCAUUAAUUGAUUUUGACAGUUGGAAACAAGGACAAAGUAGAAUGACAGAGAAUGUCAUAAUGAAAUCACCCCACAAAAAGUCGAAAGCUAAUUGA